UCUAAAAGCUGCAGGUACUGCCGCAUUCUCGUCUCCGUCUGUGCUGGAAAGACUUGAACGGUGCAGGAUGGAUCUGUUCGCCUUUAAGUCGCUUCUGUUUCUGCUCUCUUUUCUCGGAUGCUGCUCAGGGGUGGACAUCCUGCCAGAGGGUCCAGUGGACGUGGUUUUGGGGAAGAAUGUGACUCUUAAGACGCUCCUCGUUAAACCGACCUACGCCUUUUUAUUGUGGAGUUUCAAUGACGGGACGGACGCGGUCAAUGUGGCCACCGUGAGUCCGGCAGGGACCAAAGUGAGCGAGGCAAAGUACCAGGGCAGGGUGAUGGUGAACUCCACCAACGGGUUCCUGACUCUGGGAUCCGUGAAGUCGGAGGACAGCGGGGAUUACGCGCUCAAUAUGAUCACCUCGGACGGAACCACGCAGACUGGGAAUAUAGAGCUCCGGGUCCUGGAGCCGGUGUCCGCUGUGGCCAUCAAGUCCGACCUCCCCGAAGUCGUCGAGCACAACAGCACCGUGGUCCUGACCUGCUCCGCCAAAGGAUCCUUCCUCAAGUUCACCUGGCUCAAGGGGACGGUGCCCAUCAAGAUCGACGACAAACGGCUCACAGUGAAAGAAGAGGAACUGUCCACUCAGCUGACCAUCAGAGAUGUCGUCAGGACGGAUCUGGACGGUCCCAUUUUCUGCAUGGCUGCAAACAAACUGGAGACCAACAAAAGCGCCCCCUUCAAACUCCCUGUCCACUUCGGACCAGAGAACGUCGCCAUCACUCCCGCCAAGCCUCCAGAGUUCUACCAGGCCGGCUCCAACGUCAACCUGACCUGUGCCGCCAGCUCCAGCCCGCCUGCCACCUUCGCCUGGUACCACAACAAGAAGGAGAUCAAGGCCACGGGGCCGGUCCUGAGCCUGAAGGAGAUCGAGAAACAGGGAUUGGGGAAGGUAGCCGAGCAGUACACGUGCACGGCAACGAACGCCAAAACCAAGCGGGUCAUCGCCUCUCCUGGAGUGACCUUCGCUGUGAUUGACCCCAUCACUGGCGUUAAAAUCUCAGCUCCAGCCGGGCCCUUCAUCGCCGGCAACAGCUCGGCCAACUUCACCUGCAAGGCGGCCUCGGGCACCGUGAAGACCAAGGUCUGGAUGAAGGACGGCAAACCUCUGGUCGCCAGCUCCCGCGUGGUGUUCUCCAGCGACAUGAGCUCGGUGAUGAUCAACCCGCUGCAGAAGGAGGACAACGGAGAGUUCACGUGUCAGCUGAGCAACCAGGUCACCACGAGCAAGGCCUCCCACAAGAUGAUGGUGAACUACGGUCCUGAACCAGUGACCGUGAAGGGCGAGGAUGCUGUCGAGGUGAACGAACCCGUGUCGCUCACAUGCGCCGCGGCCUCCAUGCCCCCCGCCAACUUCACCUGGAAGUUCAACGGCACCGUGACCCCGGUCAAAACGGCGCAGUACAUCAUCGAGAAGGCCGUCUACAAAAACACGGGAACGUACACAUGCGAGGCUUAUAACCCUGUGACCAAGAAGACCACCAAGUUCACCCACACCCUGGCCGUCAAAGAGGAGGGAGCGCUGGACGAGGGUCUCUCAGACGGAGCCAUCGCUGGAAUCGUCAUCGGUGUCCUCGUCGCUCUCGGAGCCGCCAUCGCUCUCAUCAUGUACUGCAGACAGAAAGUCCCGAAGAGGGGGAAUGCGUCAGACUAUGAGACGAGUGUCCAGUCUCCGUAUUAAAGACGCCCUGCACACUGCUGGAGACACAGGCCCAAUCAUCACGCCUUGUUUCCCAUGAUUCACCUGUGCAGAAGGAGGGAGGAGCAUCCAGCCGGAUCCAGCUGGUUUCCUGUGAAGCCCUUUCCCAAAACAAGAUUCCCCAUCAUCCCUCUCUCUCUCUCUCUUUCUGGAUGAAGAGGAUGAUGAUGGAAACUCCAUUCCACAAAAAUGACGGACUCUCUGUUUUGGAUGAUUUUCUUGGAUCUCCGUCUCGAUCUGAUCCCACCUUUUUUUUUUUUCCUUCCUUUUUUCACUCCACCUUCCCCGCCACCGGGUCACGACCUCCCUCCCUCCCUCCCUCCCUCCCCGCUCUUCCUAUUCUUCUCUUCCCCUUCCUCUGUUAACAAACGUCAUCCUUCACCUUUUGUCCCGCUCGCUGCCACCGCCGCCGCCACCUUCAGGAAACCAAAAACACCAAAAACUCUGAGACGUUUCCUGGACUGAAGCUGACGGCUCUGAUGAGUGACUCUCUUUAUCCCACCGGAAACCCGAGGAGGGAACACACACAUGCACACACACACACACACACACACACACUGGAAUACUAGAUGACCGUGAUGCCUGGUUGAUCAUACACACACACACACACACACGCACACACACACACAGGCCACACACGUCGACUUUCAGGGCUCUGGGUUAAAAAUUAUAUCUGAAUGUUUUUGUGGUUUGAUUUAUGUCACUGUCUGUGCCGGGCGGGUGGAGUUAAGCUGAUGGGGGACACUUCAGGUGCAGCAGAGUGUUUCAAAGCUACGUUUUAAGAGGCCUCCCUGACCCUGACGGCGAUACUGGAGGCAGUCUGAUCCAAAAUACCUCAGUUUCUCUUUGAGAAGUCGUGUCUCGCCCCUCGCUCGUACGAACACGUCUCCUUCAUUUUUCACUGAGCUUUGAACAUGUAAACAAAAACACAACCAGCAUUAAUUUAAAGUCAGAUCGAUGUUUUAAAUCUGGACCUUUCUGUCUGAUAUCUUCAUUUAAAAGGUUCACCAAAGUUACAAAGUGCCUUAAAGAAAUGUAACAACUGUAAAAUAUUAAAUAACAGUAAAAUUAUAAUUUCUAAAAAUAAGAAAUAGCCUAUUUUUAUCAAUAAAGCGCUCCUCCUCACACCUGAAGAAGCUAAAGAAGAAGCAUACAUUAUUUCUAAAAGUGUGAAUUGCUGCCAGAUUUUCAGAAUGUAUCAUAAUUCCUCAAAUGUUGUUUUUACCGCCUUCUUACUAAAUAUCUGAUAAAAGCCCUCUUAGAACGAAGAUUUAGAUUUCACCAGUGGUGUCGACUUCUUUAACUUUCAGAAAUGACGAAAAAUGAGCCGUUAGCUAGCUUUAAGCUGUUCUAAAGACUUAAACAGUUAGCAUUUUGCAACUAGAGAAAUUUUAAUUUGGAUUAGCCGACAUCUAAAAGUAAGAAAACUCUCAAAACUGAGCUAAACACGGGAUCACAGAGUCUGCAGGGUUUGCAGAGUGUAGCUACAGUUAGCAGAGCUAGCACCACCAGCCUUCAGUCCUCCACUAGAGUUCCCACCCGUCCCGUUUUUUCACCAGCUGUCCCGGGAAAAUAAAAAUCUGGGGGGGAAAUGCAAAAACCUCAUUUGACUUCCAAGGGCUCUCAAGUCUCAAGCAUUGGGCGUGACACACACGCAUUUCAACCUGUUCACACGCCACACUUUGUGUUUCUCAUGCACAGUAAUUACUAGGACAACGACCACCAAGGUGCGCCGCUUUUCCUUCAGAAGGAGCUCGCCAUGCACCAGCCAAUCAAAAAACAGCAUCACUGUAUCCGGGUAAAACAACGCCCCAAACAAUUGGUCGAGUGUCUGUGCUGGUUCCUCAUCGCUCUGGUGGUUAUACGUCACUUUAAUCAGAUACAAAUAAACGUUAGCUGUGCAGAAAUAGCCCAGUGCUAGCCUCCGCCAUAUUUCUCUCAUUGUUUCAUUGGCUUCAGUUUCACCCAUCAGUUAGCUUCCUGCCAAAGUGUCCUUCUUAUCUAACUUCCAAACCUAACCACAGAUCUCCUCACGGCUAACGUCAAAAUUGCAGGCCAGGUCGCUAAUUAGCUGUUCAGCUGCGGCGUGUAAGCUAACCUGCUGAUGUCAGCGUGGUCGAGCCGCGGUCAUGACUCUCAAACACCGCUGAGAACACCCUGUCUGUCGUCUGCAGCACACCUUUAUGUACACCUGCAGCAGCCACGCCCCCUGAAGAGUUUACAGAAAGCACUGAGUCCAGAUUUUAAACGUUUCCAUCUUCUGUUGUUGUUACAUCUUCUCCUCUCCGGUCCCGGAUCCUUCCUCCGUGUUUGUUUUAAAAUCAUCCUGUA
Messenger RNA from Notolabrus celidotus (New Zealand spotty), 4072 nucleotides. Its product is annotated as carcinoembryonic antigen-related cell adhesion molecule 5-like. The transcript has 11 exons. Bases 68 to 1723 code for a protein of 551 amino acids. The record is from RefSeq and is a predicted model, not a curated record. NCBI's taxonomy places the organism in Eukaryota, Metazoa, Chordata, Actinopteri, Labriformes, Labridae.